UUGAAGCAUCAACUCCACAAAGGCGACGGUGUUUCAGAGGCGUGAGGGCAGUGCCAAGAGGUGGACACGCGCGUAUCCGUGUCCGGUACCGGAAGUAGUCGCGUACACCGCGAUCACGACGUGCACGAUAGCGAGGAGGUCUAAUUCGAGCCGGGUGACGGUAAGCUUUUAACGGCAGCGCUGCUAGCAUCAUCCACCGUCGACAGUGCCACCACCACCUAUGGCACCUCCACCACCACCAGCACCGCCGACGACGACGAUAACCACCGGAACGAAGAGUCUGGUGGCAGAGAGGCUGUUCCUCGCGCAGUCUCCCGUGCGCGUAGGCCCCCAAUACACCGACACUGCUCCUCUGACCCUUCAAGGCGGCCAGUUGAAGAUCCGGAGGAUCAAAAUGUCAGAGGCGGAAGAUAUUCAAUCCGUCGUGGAAAACCAUGAUUUCCAGAGUAUCAUAGAGGGAGAAAGCAGAAAAUCCAACUCUGUACAUUAUUUAAACACUUAUGAGAAUAUUCCAAAAGAAACUGUAAAAGAAUAUCCGGAAGAGACUAAGGAAGAACUAUACCAAGAGAAAAAGGAAAAAGAAAUAUUCGUGGAGAACGAGAGGAAAUCGAACGAAGCAGAGAAGAAAGAGGGCACCCAAGCAGCGGGUUCGAGCACGGGAACCGUGGACGACAACGACAAAGGCGUCUCGAGACUCGAAGAGAACGCAACGAGAAAAGAAGAAGCCACGAAUACGUCGACCACGACAGGUACCACCAUCGAUGGACGAAACGCGCCAGUCGGUGAGUGGAAUUCAUUACCACAUCUGGUAGAUCGUCUACGCGCGGCGCUCGAGCUUUCCCUAGGGAGUCGUCGCGACGAUGAGCCGCCAGCUGUGCUCGAGGACUCCGGCAUCGAUUCUGAGGAGGACUUCCGGAUGCGCAAUUCGAUGGAACAAGCGUUGGGCAACUGCAAAGAGCCGGAAUUAAAAAAGGAUCUCAAGUUUUUGGAGGAUCUGUUGUUAUCGGACAUACAAACUGCUCUGUCGCGUCUUCGCGAGACCUUGGAGAAGAUUGAUGUGGCUGCGCUAGCUAAACACGGUGCUGCUUCCGAUCCUACAAGUAAAUUACAAUUGUUAAGACUGGUAUCGAGUUUAUUGUCCAGACUACAAGUGCCUGAGGAAAAAACUAAAGAGAAAAUAUCAUCGGUAUUACCAUCGACAUCCUCGAGCAGAAGACGAAGAGGAACCAGACAUACUAUAGGUGUUUCCACGGAAGAAUUGGCUAAAGCUAGAAAGUGGUUAGAGGAAGAAAAGAAUAUCUUACCUUUGAAGGAUAUUACGCUGGUUACUAAGGAGCAGAAAGAUCCGAAUGUAUCUGGAAAUGGAGAUAAUGUGAUUAACAUAAUAGAUAAGAAACCAGAAGAGAUUCGUGACAAAUGCACAAAGGAUGCGAUCAAUCAACGUCAAUUGUUAGAGGAUAAAAAUAAGGAGAUCAGAGACAAUUGUGUGUUUCGAGGAAUACAACAAAUGGAUAUUGCAGAUAGUAAGAAUAAUAGAGAUUUAAAUAUGUAUCAGACUCAAUAUCGAGUUAAUAAUUAUCAAGAAAAAGAAAAUAACGAAAAUAAUAUUGUUGAAGAUAGUGAGGAAAGAAGUCGUGUAAGUAAAUUAGCGUCUAUACUCAAACAACGUGCUGAAUUAUCGGCUUCAGGGAGUGGAAAAUACGGUGGUGCUAACAAGUUCAGUGCAAAGAAAUCAAAAAUCAAACGUGCAAAUACUAUUGAUAUUCCUAGUUACUUGAAGCUUCAAGCGGAAAGUCUUGGUCACGAGACUGCAGGUUGUGUUUCUUUGAGGAAACCAAUUAACGUUGGAGACAAGACAACUUUCAACUCGGUCAAUGUUAUUGUGCCUACAUUUCAACCUAAAACGGAAAAUGAUAGAAAAUUUUUGGCCCUGAUUAAUAAGAAUAACGAAGUACCAUCAGUUUCCUCAGUAGUUCCAUUUAAAACCAUUGGACAAACUAUGGAUAUGUCAUCAUUGACUAAUGAAAAUUGGAACAGUAGAUUCUCUAAUAUCAAGACUGCCUUCGAUAAAUCAUCUGCAAUAGAUGAAAGAGAAAUUAAACCGUCUUUAAAAUUUCGUGCAAAUAAAAUGUUCCCAAGUUCACCUCAAACACAAAUUUAUUCUAAUACUAAUCCAAAUUAUGAUCCUCGAAUGACGAAGAUGGACACAACUACGGGUUUCAGACACGCGCCAUCUUCUCCUUUUCGUAAAAUAGAAAAAUCAGGAUCUCCGUCAAAUGUUCCAUUAUCGUAUCAUUGGCCGAAAAAUGUUCCAAUGCCGACAAGCACGUUGAAAGAAAAGGCUAGAAUGAUGUUUGAUCGAGAAACCACACAGCCAUCUUCAAAACCCUCCAGAAACUAUCCGGAAAAAUCUAGUUUUGUUCGAUCUCCAUGGAUCGAACAUGAAAAAAACGAGAGCAAAUCCAAUGGCACGGUCACAGAAAACGGUAAAUUGGAUUAUCGAUCAUUUUGCAAGCAAUUCGCUCCAUUCGUUGGCAAAACUUUUUCCAUGGAAUCAAAGAAACUGGAAGAACAACAUCAACAAGAAUUGAUUCAACGGGACAGACUUCCUGGAAUAGUGGAUGGUAAGAUUUCCUUUAAAGUAGUACCAGAUAAACGUGUUCAAACCUAUCAGUAUCCUUCGAUGGAACGUCGAGUAUCCAAGGAGAAGCUUGAAAUCAUAAAAAGUGGAAAAGAACACAAAUAUGAUGAAGAUAGUUUUGCUGAUGCCAUUCUAAGAGAUAGUUCAUCUGUGGCUGUUCAAACUGGAAUCGACGAAAAUUAUCAAAAUGAAGAGAGAUCGUUCAGAGUAGCACCUAGAAUCUCAAAAAAUCAGAAUUUAAUUUGCAACAAUGUUGCUGUGCAGACUUCCAGCGAAUUGAAUAAACCAGUAAUAUCAGUAAAUGAUAUAGAUAGUGGAAAACAGUGGACAUCUUUAUGUUAUGAACAGUCUGAUUCUGAUCAGACAUCUGAAGAUCGUCAGAGAUUUAUUUUGGAUCAUAACCAAAAUUACCAUACUGUAUCCAAUGAUUCUGAGUUCAAUAGUUCUGUAAUGAUCCCUGAUCAUGUUAUUAAUGAACAGGAUUUUAAGGAGAUUGUACCUUUUCUGGGAACUCAAAAUUAUCAAAAAUCAAUUGAAAAUCCGGUGAAGAAUUAUCAGACUGAAAAUACGGAUAAUCAAGAUUAUUCUUCUUCUCUUAUUUCUCCUAUUUUGUCUAAUUUAUCUGAUUACAAUCAAUCGGAUGAAGUAUUAAAUGCACGAGAAGAAUGCAAAAAUCAUCAGAAAACAUCAGAUUGGCCUGUAGAAAGUUCUGAUUUCCCAAAUGAUCAAAAUAUUCAAAAUCAAGAUAUCAGUCCGGAAAUUGGAGUGGUUACAAGAUAUACAUGUGCUAUUGGAACGGUAGCAUCGUCGGUAGAUAGUCCUGAACCUCGAUCAGAAGAAAUAGCAGUGGAUUCUAGAACAUCUUCAUCUCCAUCACCUUCUCAAUGGUCAUGGACCAGAUCCAGACCGCCAACUAACGAGACUAUUGCCUCAGAAGAUGAAAUCCGUCGACAUAACUUAUUGCAACAGAGUUUGGUUCGUCGUCUGCAAAAUGAAAUCACUUCUCUAAAUGAUCAGCCUCAAAUUUCUAAUUUUGGACAACAUUUGACUAUUAAUCAAAAAAGUCAAUCUCCUAACUUAGUUCAGAGUUAUCAGCAAAAGUUUUCCGAUCAAUCGAUGAAUUUUACGACAACUCACCAACAACAAAAUCAUAACCAACCUAUAAACGUAUCUCAAAAGAAUAUUCCUCUUCAACAAUCUAAUUUUAAUAAAUCCAUACAUACCAUUCAUCAAGAACAGACUUUCAAUCAAUCUGUAAAUUUUGAUCGAUCCUCAGGCUCUCAAAAAUCAAAUCGAUUCAUCAAAUAUCUAACACCUGUUUCUCAGAAGAAACCAGAGACAUCUCGAGUACAUUCACCAAGUCCAAUGAUUGCGAAUAGAGUGGGUGCUCUCAGGGAAGCCUACGAACAGACGCCGAACUCUCAAACAAAAUCAAUUCAUAAAGAACGUUCACCUGUUCCAAAUGGAAUGGCUCCAAAUGAUUCUAGUGACGAAUAUUUAGUAUCCUGUGCAACGAAACCUUCUAGAUCCAUAGUAUUAUCGAAAUCAGAAUCCUGGCAUCAGUUGGCUAUUUCUAAUCGUUAUCCUCGAACUUCUCGUGUAAAUGCACCAGCAUCACUGUCCUCGUUUCCGAAACCACCAAAGCCAAGAUCACCAUCUUCUCAAAAAUUGAGAUCUAAACAAUUUGAAGCGUCCUCUAUGGCAGAUAGUGUGAAGAAAAUGGAGGAUAAGAUUAGACAAUACUUCGAUCAGCCAAGUGACAUUGUUGAAACAAAGGAUUCUAUGAAACAUAGAAGAUCUCCUAGAUUUGCAUCUAAAGGAAUGCUUGAAUUAUCUCGUAGUCGUACUAUGCCUGGUUUGUCCGAAGAAAAAUUACAUGUUUUAAUACCAACACCUCAACAAAUGCCAUUAUUGAAUGUGAAUACUGCAGACGUUGACAAAGUAUUCGACGAUUUAUUCGAAGAAGCCACGAGGACUGAUAAUCAGUAAUUAUUGAUAUACUAUACUGAUUUGAAUCAUUGUAUUCUUCGUUUAUAUAAUGGCUUGUAUUCGAGAAAUACAAGUUACCAUAUAGGAUUUUUCUAUGGUGAGAUCUAUUUUUUGGCCUAGCUAGAAGAACUGUUGUAUCCCAAGGAUUCUUGUUGUCGAUAGUUGUAAUUGUCCUUCAAUUCCAGAAGAGGUCUCUAGUAUCGUGUUUAAUCGAAACAUUUUAUCGAUAUAAACAAUUAGUUCGAUUUACUUGUGACGCUAUGGAGUAUCUUUUAAAAAUUAACAAACAGAAAAAGACAUUUAUAAAAAUGAUAUUAUUACAUUAAUUUAGUAGAGAUCAAUUAAUUAACAGCGUUGUGUCAUAGAGAAGACAGUGAAACUUUGAAAGUAUCAAAAAAAAGUGAAGUGAAAACAAAAAAAAGUAAUCUUAAUAAAUAGAAAUAAAAAGAGUAAAAAAUUCAGAGUAAUUACACAAUGAAAUAAAAAAGGAGCUCAAAACAGUGGAUCUAUAUGGAUUUCGACAAAGAGGAUCAGCUAAUACUGAAAGUUAUUCGUUGAGGAGACAAAACUGAAUACUAAACUGAUUAUUGCUCGUGUAUCAAGCGUUCUCUCACGGAGAAAGUUUCUUGUUUCAUGCCGAAGAAACACCCUGUGUAUGCUUUUCACUCUUGUUUGUUUUAUAUUUCUUUUUUUCUUUUCUUCUCUUUUUUUAUUCUUUUUUUAAUAAGCUUCGAGUCGCGCUCUAUGCGCGAACACGUUUUGUGGACGGACAUUCAGAGUCGCUAGAAGGUCGUGCCAAAGCCCGAAUAAAGCACUCGCAAGAAGCCGCUAUCACCGUUUGCCAAGUUUCGUGAACUCGAUAGACAAAAUAGCGCCGCUUCGUCACCUAGUCCUGUAAAAUCACCGGCAACAGAGUUUCGAUUCAAGUUUACCGAACCAACAGUACGGGACAACGC
Messenger RNA from Apis laboriosa (Himalayan honeybee), 5586 nucleotides. RefSeq lists its product as uncharacterized. The transcript has 7 exons. NCBI's taxonomy places the organism in Eukaryota, Metazoa, Arthropoda, Insecta, Hymenoptera, Apidae. The record is from RefSeq and is a predicted model, not a curated record. Bases 221 to 4630 code for a protein of 1469 amino acids.